Messenger RNA from Gadus chalcogrammus (walleye pollock), 1341 nucleotides. Its product is annotated as diacylglycerol kinase beta-like. The transcript is spliced from 6 exons. Gene Ontology annotation, biological process: lipid phosphorylation; diacylglycerol metabolic process; intracellular signal transduction. Gene Ontology annotation, cellular component: plasma membrane. The record is from RefSeq and is a predicted model, not a curated record. The coding region runs from base 1 to 717 and encodes 238 amino acids. NCBI's taxonomy places the organism in Eukaryota, Metazoa, Chordata, Actinopteri, Gadiformes, Gadidae. Gene Ontology annotation, molecular function: ATP-dependent diacylglycerol kinase activity.
AUGCCUAUCGCCCACCGCUUUCACCUGAUGCGGGAAAAGCACCCAGAGAAGUUCAACAGCAGGUACAACGUUAAAUAUGUGGACAUGCAGUCCAACAACAAAAAUGUCAUGGGGGUCGUUGCUGGAUUUCGAGUGCGAAUCACCGAUGAAAACAAGCUGUGGUACUUUGAGUUUGGCACCACAGAGACCAUCUCAGCCACCUGUAAGAAGCUUAAUGAAUGCAUCGAAGUGGAGUGCGAUGGGAUCAUCUUGGAUCUCAGCAACACGUCCCUGGAGGGCAUCGCUGUGCUCAACAUUCCCAGCAUGCACGGCGGCUCUAACCUGUGGGGCGAGACCAAGAAGAGGCGGAACUACAACCGCAUGAGCAAGAAGGUUCCGGACCGAGCGCAUAGCAGCACCGUCACCGAUGUGAAGGAGCUCAAGUUCUGUGUGCAGGACCUGAGCGACCAGCUGCUGGAGGUGGUGGGUCUGGAGGGGGCCAUCGAGAUGGGACAGAUCUACACGGGGCUGAAGAGUGCCGGGCGAAGGCUGGCUCAGUGUGCCAGCGUCAUCAUCAGGACGUCCCGGCUGCUGCCCAUGCAGAUUGACGGAGAGCCCUGGAUGCAGCCCCCCUGCACGGUCAGGAUAACGCACAAGAACCAGGUGCCCAUGUUACUGGGACCGCCUCAGAAGACGCCCUUCUUCUUCUUCAAGAAACGCAACAGGAGCCGCGACUAGGAGCCAAACACUCUCCACACACACACACAUACAAACAUACACCAAUACACACACACACACACACACACAAAGCUCCCCCCCCCGCAGCUCUGACAGACGACGGUUAUACUGUUCUCGGAUUGGAAUACCGAACUGGGUCGCCAGUUUUGUCAAACGGAUUCCAUUCCGACUGGAAAGGUUUCCCAGUGUCUAUGUCCCCGGCGUACAUUUCAUUCCCAAAAGAAAAGAAAAUGAAAGCGCUCACGCAGGUAUACUGACUUAUUAGCCUACUAUGUAACAGUCGUUUUCUAGUCCUCCCUCUCCGGAGGCGAUGACCCUACCAGGGACCAAGUCCAAACGCUCCGUCCCCCCUAGCAACAAGGCCAACAUUUGGCUACAAGCUCCACCCCUCGGAGUGGAAGGCCACAGCAUUCAGCCAUGGGCAAGUACUAACACCAGCCUCCUUCCAUCAUUGCACCUCCGACUGAACCAGGAUGAGCACCAGAAAACGGACGGCUAGCGAGAGAGACAUUGGGACAGGGGUGUAUGUCGAAUGGUUUCAAGAUGGAGAACAUACCAGGUGGAGGAGAGCGACACUUGCAACGAAAAGGAAAAGGAGAGACGGAGCCCUGAGAAUGGUGGUGA